GAUGUCACACACGGGAUUCCUCAAAGUCGAACACCCGACGGUGAACAAUGGAACAGGAGUCGGUGGCGGUGGCAGUGGCGGUGGUGGGCUCGUCCCGGCACGGUUAUCCAUCAGCAGCGACAACCUCACGGUGACCGGAAGCCACCACCAGCGGCUGCACGGCACCGAGCGGGGUGGAUCGCUGACGCCGAGCUUUCCGUCGAUGGACCGGCUGUCGGCGCCGAUCCUGACGCGCCGAAAGUUCAGCUUCCCCGCCAAUCUACACUCCACCGCGCUGCUAGGCUUCCCGGAGAUCGGGGGUGUUGGCGGGGCCAGCGGGACCACUUCGCUGUCCGCCUCGAGCACAGCCCUUUCGGCGCGUCGCCGACUCAGCAACGUUAGUGACGUCGUGACCCGCAAGCUGUCGAGCACGAUCGGCUGGAAGCAACCGGCACUCCCGUCGCAGGACAUCAUCACGCAGGGCAAGUGCCUGUGCGGCCAGUACAUCCGCUGCCGGCUGAAGCGGUCCGGUGUGUUCAACCGGAAGCUGGGCCUUCAGCGGAUCCGCAGCAUCGUCGGAACGCCCUCGAUACACGUCGUCCGGGAGGUGUUUCCCGCGCUGCUCAGCGUGGGCGAGGAGCUGGAGCGAAUGUACCCGCGGAUCUACACCGGGAUUGCGCGCCAGCUGACGCGGUUCGGGCGUGGCGAGCUGAAAACGCCGGAAACGGCUCCGGUGCUGCUGAGCGCGAUCGCCCGUGACCUCUUCAAGGUGGACAUCACGUGGGGCAAGGUGGUGUCCCUGUUUGCCAUCGCCGGUGGCCUCUCGGUCGACUGCGUCCGUCAGGGCCACCCGGACUAUCUGCCAAAGCUGGUGGAGGGCGUUGCGGACGUGAUCGAGGACGAACUCGUCGCGUGGAUCUCCGAAAACGGUGGCUGGAUCGGUUUGGCGAACAGGGUGCGGCCACCGCAGGAGGAGAUCACCUUUACGGGCCGCUGCCUGGUGGGGGCCAGCUGUGUGAUAGGGCUGUUCAUUGUAGUGUUUCUCCUUAAGACCCUCGGCCUGUAUUUAUUUCCAAACAUUUUCUCUUAA
This is a messenger RNA of Anopheles bellator, 1069 nucleotides long. Its product is annotated as bcl-2-related ovarian killer protein-like. The record is from RefSeq and is a predicted model, not a curated record. Gene Ontology annotation, biological process: extrinsic apoptotic signaling pathway in absence of ligand; regulation of apoptotic process; intrinsic apoptotic signaling pathway in response to DNA damage. The coding region runs from base 2 to 1069 and encodes 355 amino acids. Gene Ontology annotation, cellular component: mitochondrial outer membrane. The transcript has 3 exons. Lineage: Eukaryota; Metazoa; Arthropoda; Insecta; Diptera; Culicidae. Gene Ontology annotation, molecular function: protein homodimerization activity; protein heterodimerization activity.